AUGUCCCGAGAUGAGAUUUUGUCACUGUUGCCGCCACCGAAUUGCUGCGAAUACCUGGUUACCGAAUACUUCAUGCGACAGUGCCCCUUGUUCCACAUCCUCCACGGUCCAGCCUUCCAAGCACAAUAUAAUACAUUUAUGGAGGACCCUCAUGGGGUAGAGCUGUCGUGGCUUGCAUUGCUGUUUUCACUCUGUUCAAUGGCGCUGCACAUCCUGGAAGAAGACGACGAUGUCGUGACGGCAAUAUGGACAAGACACGGUCAGCCUCAGCCUCGAGACAGUAGCUCCCUUUCUUAUCGUCUGCGCAUGAUGGCGAUGGUCUGUCUAUGCCAGGAUGAUUUCCUCAUUCGUCAUCAGCUCCAUACGCUGGAGACCCUGCUAAUUUUGGUUUACACCAUAAAUCACUAUGAGAGUGUCGGGCGCGGCUGGACCCUUCUAGGCCUAGCUUCGAACAUUGCGAUCACUCUGCGGUGUCACGAUGCUAACGCCGAAAAAGCUGGGCUCUCCCCUACGGAGAUCGAGCGGCGUCGGCGGUGCUGGGCGGGGGUUCUGAUGCUGCAUACCAACCACGCUAUGUCCAUGGGGCAUAUAGACAUGUCCUUCCGCCUAAACAUCUCAUCUGUCAUACCUCCUCCUGUCAACAAUGCCGAUUCCAAGGAGCAUACCAUUCUGCAUUCUUCCCGCGAACCGUCCCAAAUGACCAUGAUGGGGUUCAAACUCCGCCUCUUCCAGCUCUCUAGCCGCAUCUGCCGCCAGCUCUCCGAGCACAUCGACGUUACCUCACUUAAUGUUUUUGACGACGAGGUAGCAGCCGAACAGAAGCAAUGGGACGCGGUUUUUCUGUUGGACGGGGAGCCCAGCAUCCUUGACACCUCCAGUUACGCCCAUUGGUGUAUCUUGCAACUCUACGCGCACCAGCUCUUCCUCCUACUUCACCGACCGUUCUGUCGGGGUUGCGACAACUCCUGCUUUCUGCCUAGCUCUCGCAUCAAAUGCCUGACAUCGGGGGCGGCGCUGAUCGAUAUCCACCGGAAAUUCCUGGAGUUGCCGCGACUGCGCGCCUACCGCUGGUACGCCUACGGAAUGACAGGUCUCUACGCGAUCCAUGGGGCGGUAGUGCUAGCACUGUGCCUUUUCGAGGGGAACACCGAAAAUUGGGAUACUGCGCCAUACCUUGCCAUCUUCAUUGAAACCAUUGCCCGGGUUGAGAAGCUCCGGUGCCAUAGCUCAAUUUCCGCUAAGGCGUAUCCGAUGCUGUGCCAGUUGAAAGAGAUCCUCUCUUUGAAGCCGUCACAGGAAAAUACUGUGGAGAGUCUCGAUUUCGUGAUCUCCUUCGAUGAGUGGUUGGACGCGGUGCAGUGGCUUAAUCCAGACUCGGUCAAUUGGGAUUUCUGGGACAGCAUGCCAUGCUGUAAAUUGAAUUAACCGCACAUUAUUUUUACAUUAGCUGUGUCAUUGUAGUGUUAUGAUUACUUCCAGCUUUACUCGCAUUCUGGGAGUUCCAGGCAUUGAAAGUUCAAAUGCUUAGCUUACGUGACUUUCGGCGCAGCAAUAGGGCCAGGGAGGAGAAAAGGAAGAAGAAUCUUAUCGACAGGGAGGCGAGAGACUAACGACAGCAGCCAAAGCAUGCAAGUAUUCCAAAAUCCACAGCCUCGGAGACGUCGUGUAGACCCACAUCGGAGACAUCGAAGAAUGGGUCUCAGGAGACAUCAUGAGUCUUGCCACUAAGAUGUUGCGAGUAUAAAUGGGCUGUGAAAUUUGCGCGUCAGGCUAUCUUGUUAAAUAGUCGAAUGGAUCAGAAUGAAUCAGAACGUGGAUUAUAUCAGUGCUGUGAUCUUCACGGUGGC
Aspergillus glaucus CBS 516.65 is the source of this 1847-nucleotide messenger RNA. Its product is annotated as fungal specific transcription factor domain-containing protein. Gene Ontology annotation, molecular function: zinc ion binding; DNA binding. Bases 1 to 1425 code for a protein of 474 amino acids. Gene Ontology annotation, cellular component: nucleus. NCBI's taxonomy places the organism in Eukaryota, Fungi, Ascomycota, Eurotiomycetes, Eurotiales, Aspergillaceae. Gene Ontology annotation, biological process: DNA-templated transcription. The transcript is spliced from 4 exons. The record is from RefSeq and is a predicted model, not a curated record.